AACGUCUACAACUUGUAAUUCGCUGAUCAAAGACAUGAUUGGUGAAAAAUUUACCCAAUUAGGAAAAGUGCACUCAUCUAAAAGCCGAGGGCCGUUGAAAAGAGAAAAUGUGCGAUGCACUGCUCCAAGUCAAUAACUUUCAAUAUUAGAUUAAUCAAUAGAAACCACUUAGGUAGACUCGUUCAUUUUGUAUUCGGAAUCGUCCAUAAAGCAAAUGCUCUCCACCCAAAAAGCAUAUGCUCUCCAUCCGACCCUUUUCAUUUGUUUGUCUUGAUCAUUUUGUGCAGCAGGAGGGCACCCUCUCUUCACUUUUGCCUAUCAGGCUUCCAUGGAGAAAGGGCAAAGCUUGAGCAAGGCAAACAAAGCAAUGCUUGUUGCGGAAGAAAAAGAGAGCACUGAGGGAGCAUCCUCUCCUUCAUCCUUCCUUCCGAAACCCACUAAAGGAGGUAGCAGUCGAUACGACGUAUUCUUGAGCUUUAAUAGCUCAGAUACCCGAAAGGAAUUCAUCGAUCACCUGUACCACGGACUCGGUACUGCAGGAAUCUGCGUGUUCAGGGACUGUAACAGCAUCCGAAUUGGCGAGGAAUUUAGUCCAGUGUUUCUUGAUGCCAUCACAUGUUCUAAGAUUUCUAUCCCCAUCAUCUCUGGACAUUAUGCUUCGAGCAAAUGGUGCCUCCGUGAGCUUAUUCAUAUCAUGGAUUGCAAGAAGAGCAAUUCACAUAUAGUUCUGCCCAUUUUUUACAAAGUGGACCCAUCAGAUGUGCGGCAUCUAAAAAGAAAUUUUGGGGAGGCCUUUCAUUCGCAUAAGCAUUGUUUUGAUGAGAAAGAUAUUGAGGAAGGGCGACAAACACUUAAAGAUGUGAGUAACUUACAUGGAUGGAAAUCCGAUGAAUUUGCUAGCGGGCAUGAGGGAGAACUGAUAGAACGUGUUGUCGAAACUGUUCUAGGAGAGUUACGAAAAGAUUUUCCUCUACUUGUUCCGGAGGAACUAGUUGGACUUGAUGAUCAGUUGAAGAAGAUUAUGAGUUACAUGGAUAGUCCUUAUGCCAUAGCUCGAAUGCUGGGAAUUUAUGGCAGGGGCGGGAUAGGCAAGACAACUCUUGCCAAGUGCAUCUACAAUCAACUCUCGAAUAAAUUUGAUCAUGUCUGCAUCCUUCCAGAUAUUCGAGAAACAACCGCGCGCCAUGGUAUUGAGUAUCUACAGAGUCGACUAAUAUUUGAGAUACUACAAGAAAAAAAUGCAGUGUCUACAGUUGAUUUGGGAAUUAACUUAAUCAAAUCUAGAUUCACAAGGAAAAAGGUUCUCAUUCUUUUGGAUGAUAUAGAUCAAAAGGAUCACCUGGAUGCUUUGGCUAGAGAACGUAACUGGUUUGCUUCAGGAAGUAUUAUAAUUGUUACAACUAGAAAUAAAGCUGUUCUUGAUCAAUCUGAAUUCGAGGUAGACUACGAGCAUGAAAUGAGCAUGAUGAAUGAGGUGCAUUCUUUCAUUUUAUUCAACAGACAUGCAUUUCGAACAGAACAUCCUUCAAGUGACUUUGCAAUUAUAUCUCGUCAGAUCAUAUCCAUUCUUGGUGGGCUUCCCUUGGCACUUAAGGUUAUAGGUUCAUACUUGUAUAAAAAAACAAAUCCAAAGGUUUGGGAUGAUAUGCUGAGACAAUUAAAAAACCAAGCAUAUGAAGACGUCCAAAACAUAUUGAAGAUAAGUUAUGAUGCAUUAGAAUAUGAACAUAAGGAGAUUUUCCUCGAUAUUGCCUGUUUCUUUAUUGACAAAAAGAUUGAAUUUGCUAUGUACAUGUGGGACGACUAUAAGUUUUAUGCAAGUCAAGGAAUUGAAGAGUUGAAUCUGAGGUGCUUGAUAAAAAUUGAAGAUGAUGGUAAAUUAAGCAUGCAUGAUCAACUGAGGGAUCUUGGAAGGAGCAUUUUCCACAAAGGACAAUCACUCAUGAAACAUAACGGACUAUGGGUUGACGAGGAAGCCUUCAAAGGACUGAUGGAAAAGAAGCGUACGGCAAUGAUAGAGACGAAUCGUUGCGACGGAUUCUUAGUUUAUCCAUUUUUAGAUUGUGGGGCCGCUGAACAGCUACAGGCACGCACAAAUUGGCAAUUUAGAAUGUCACAGAGGUUAAGGUUCCUUCGAUUGGGGGACACGACCGCAAGUGAAGACUUAAACGAAUUCCUUUCUCAAGUAAGGUGGCUUCAUUGGCUUCACAUUGAACUCAAUCCAUCUUUUCCGACAAACGAUUUGCAUCUACCAAAGUUAAAGGUGUUGCAAUUGUCAUAUAGUUCGAUCACAGAUGAUUGAAAGGAUGGAAUUCAAUCGUGGUGGCAAAGCGGUUGCAAGUUAUCCAACUUGAAUUUAUUGAUUCUUUAAGAUGUACACUUGAUCUCUCGGCUUUCAUAGAGUUAAAAAUUCUCAUCUUCAAGAAUUGCAAAGAACUGAUGCAGGUCCACCCUUCUAUUGGCAAAGUCAAGAGCCUUGUUUACUUGGAAUUGAGUGGUUGUGGCAGUCUCAAGGAGCUACCGAGAGAAGUGGGCGAAUUAGAAGAACUACGAGAACUUAUUUUAGAUAAUUCUGGUAUUACAAAGAUUCCUACGUCAAUUGGUUCUCUGAGGAUGCUAGAGAAGUUGAGUGCUUGUUGUAGGUCAUUGAGAGAAAUCCCUAACUCAAUUGGGGAUUUACAGUAUUUGCAAUAUCUAGACAUUAGUGUGUCUUUGAUAUCCGACCUACCAGAAAGCAUUCGGAAUCUUUCUUCUCUCCAACACCUUGCACUAUGGAACUGUUACAAUCUUCGGUCGUUACCAGAGCUUCCUUUGAGCUUAGAAUACCUAAGAACUUCUUAUCAAGGGCUUGUAUUGCCAGAGCUUUCUUACCUAAUCCACCUAGAAAGACUUGUUCUUUCAUGGAAACAAUCCACUUGAAUAAAUCUCAAUCCUUCAAGACCUUGAAUCUUCAUGUUGCCUCAACUAAUUUGUAGAGGCGACAAAGCAGCAAUUAUAAGGGAAACAAGCUGGAGCAAGGAGAACAAGAAUUUGCUAGUUAGUUUCUAUCCUGUUUGAUCCUGUUGUGGCCAUGGCAUAAUACUAUCACGUGAUUGAUCUGGGUCUGGCUAACUUUGUAGAGGAACUUCAAAUUUCAUAACAGAGACCCAUCAAAAAAAAAAAAAAAUUUCGGCCGAAAAUGAA
Messenger RNA from Eucalyptus grandis, 3183 nucleotides. Its product is annotated as disease resistance protein RUN1-like. Gene Ontology annotation, biological process: defense response; signal transduction. The record is from RefSeq and is a predicted model, not a curated record. Lineage: Eukaryota; Viridiplantae; Streptophyta; Magnoliopsida; Myrtales; Myrtaceae. The coding region runs from base 329 to 2302 and encodes 657 amino acids. The transcript has 5 exons. Gene Ontology annotation, molecular function: ADP binding.